This is a messenger RNA of Nematolebias whitei (Rio pearlfish), 414 nucleotides long. RefSeq names its product glycine-rich cell wall structural protein-like. The record is from RefSeq and is a predicted model, not a curated record. Bases 1 to 414 code for a protein of 137 amino acids. The transcript is spliced from 8 exons. Lineage: Eukaryota; Metazoa; Chordata; Actinopteri; Cyprinodontiformes; Rivulidae.
AUGCAUCAUUGUCUUGGACAGGGAGCCUACCUGGGAGGUGUAGCUGGUAAACUGGGCGCUGCCGCUGCACUCGGACAGGGUGGGUAUCCCCAAGCGGUUCCAGAGAAACCAGUUGGUUAUGGUGAUGGAGCAACGGGAUAUCUUGGUGCUAUGGCAGGUAACGGCUUUGGCGGAGACGCUGGCGCUCGAGCCUUGGCUGAAGGUUACGGGAAUGGAUACAACGACGGCUACGGAGCUGCAAUGAGCACAGGAGGCUUUGGACCUGUCCAGGGCGCGUAUGGAGCCGGUGCUGCACAGGUGCCUUAUGGGAACGCACCUGUGAUUCCUGCAGGACUGGACGGUAGGGGCUGCAAGAGCAUGCAGCGUCAUAAUCUGAGUGAAACAGGCCUGUGUGUGCAUGAAAAACCAACGUGA